AUGCAACUUGAUAGUUUGCUGACAAUAAUCCUCCGAAUCUUCGAGUCGUAUGGGAAUUCAGACGAAGCCGGGAUUCAUUGCAGCAACUGUCCUACGCGCGUACCUCAAAGCCGGUCACACUGUCGCUUUACUGUGCGCUCCGACGACAAGGCGCAGCAGAUCGUGGCCAACAACCCCGAGUUCACGUCGCUGCUCGAAGCUGCAAUCGUCCCUGACAUUGCCGCAAAGGGUGCAUAUGACGAAGCACUCCGGGAUGACUCUCUGGAUGCCGUUGUUCACACAGCCAGCCCUUUCUUCACAGACGUGACAGACCCCCAGCUCCUUUUGCGCCCCGCCGUCGAAGGAACACUCAAUCUGCUGCAUGCAGUGGCAAAGUUUGCCCCGCGGGUCAAACGGGUCAUCAUCACCAGCAGCUUUGCUGCCAUGAUCAACGAGUCGAAAGGAAACUGGCCAGGCCAUGAAUACAACGAGGACGAUUGGAAUCCUAUAACGGAUCAGCAAGCUCUCUCUGGCGGUAUCGUUACCUAUAGAGCAUCAAAGACAUUCGCUGAACGAGCCGCCUGGAAUUUUGUUGCCGAUAAAAAGCCCUCGUUUGAUCUCGUCACUCUCAACCCUCCCAUGGUCUACGGUCCCAUUAUCAACACCCAAAGGUUGUCUGCACUAAACGAGUCUAGCCAGCGGUUCUGGAAGUUUCUCAGCGGCCAGAUGAAGGAGAUUCCGACGUCGAGCUCGCCCUUGUGGGUGGAUGUAAGAGAUGUCGCCGCUGCACAUUUGGCAGCAUAUGAAAAGCCAGCUGCCGGUGGCAAGAGGUUCUUCAUCGUAGCUGACGAAUGGUACUCAAACCAGGACAUUGCAGACAUCUUCCGAAAGCACUUUCCUGAAGUGAGAGAUAAAGUCCCAGAAGGAACUCCUGGCCGAGGUUUCCAUCUCAAGCCCGAGGAGAUUUAUACGCACAACAACUCGCGCUCAAAGGAGAUACUCGGAAUCACCUAUCGUUCGUUUGAGACCUGUGCUACAGAUGCUGGACGGUCCAUCCUCGAACUAGCCAAAGCCGAGAAUGCAUUGUAG
This is a messenger RNA of Serendipita indica DSM 11827, 1068 nucleotides long. The record is from the annotation of a GenBank genome assembly. Lineage: Eukaryota; Fungi; Basidiomycota; Agaricomycetes; Sebacinales; Serendipitaceae.